Messenger RNA from Thermothelomyces thermophilus ATCC 42464, 3295 nucleotides. RefSeq lists its product as uncharacterized. Lineage: Eukaryota; Fungi; Ascomycota; Sordariomycetes; Sordariales; Chaetomiaceae. Gene Ontology annotation, biological process: regulation of transcription by RNA polymerase II; DNA-templated transcription. The record is from RefSeq and is a predicted model, not a curated record. Gene Ontology annotation, cellular component: nucleus. Bases 365 to 3049 code for a protein of 894 amino acids. Gene Ontology annotation, molecular function: zinc ion binding; RNA polymerase II cis-regulatory region sequence-specific DNA binding; DNA-binding transcription activator activity, RNA polymerase II-specific. The transcript is spliced from 3 exons.
AAAGAAAAACUAGUCGGUCGCAUUAUCCCCAGCCAAAGAAGGUCACAGUCAAUCCUCGAAUUUCAGAUGAGCGGAGAAAUUGGGCUGUGACUGUUCUUCUGACUAAUUUCUGUCAUCGCCGUGUAACAUUUGAUGGCAAGGGGCUGCUGUCGCCGAGAUCGUCGAUGCUUGUUUGAUGGCGCAGGGUGAUGGAGCAUCGACGGCAGAUUAUCAGAUCGAUUGAUAAACGCUCGGCAUCCGACUCGACCGCGCCUGGAUUUGCUGGAACCGAAAAUCAUCUUCCCUAAGACCGCUGUCCCUUGCCGUGACCGGUGGCGUGCUUGUGUUAGUCCCGACGCCUGGGCCCGAUAGCUCCGCUGAGACGAUGUCGGAGCCGAGCGAUCGCAGCGAGAGCCCCGCCGUCACCGAGUCGCACCCCGACACCACCACCACCACCACCCACGAGGAGGCCCAUCACAACGACAGGGAUGAUCGCCCGCCCCCGCGCAAGCGCCAACGCGUGAGGCUGUCUUGCCUCGAGUGCCGCCGCCGGAAGCUGUCGUGCGAUCGCGAGUUCCCCUGCUCGCGCUGUAUCCAGUCCGGCACUCCGGAGCGGUGUGAGUAUGAGACCCGGCCCGGAUUAGCGCCUCCGAACAAGCUCGGUCUGCCGCCGACCGCCCUGGCCGGUCUCGAUGCCCGCCUGUCCCUGCCGAGCACCGGGGGGGAGUCCCCCUACUUCCGCAAGGACGGCCGCGAGUCGGACCGCAUCCGCCGGCUGGAGCUCGAGGUCGCCCAGCUCAAGAGCCUCCUGGUCAAGCAGGUCUCGCUCGACGGUAGCACCGUCCAGGAGCGCUCCCCCUCGGACCUCCCCAAGUCGGAUGCAGAGCAGGAGGCCGAGGCCGAGGUGCCGCCCUUCCUACAGACCCAGGUGACGACUGCCGACAAGGAAGAGCUCCGGUUUUUCAGGGGCAAGGAGUUCAAGACACGCUAUUUCGGCCCGCAUAGUGCCUAUCUAGCCUUCCAAGAACUCACCGGGCUGUGCCCUUUCAUGAAAGAGACCUCGGAGGAGUGGUUGCGGCCGUUACACAUCCACCGGAACAAGGACCGCCGCAAGGACGCCGAGGAGAGGGAGCGCAAGUUCCGCGCGCCCGACCCGGCCCUCGAGGCCCUGCUCCCUUCCAAGGAGGAGACGGAUAAUCUGGUGAACAUCUACCUAAACCAAUUCGAGCAAGUUCACCGCAUCGUCCACAUCCCCAGCUUCCGUAGAGACUAUGCAAAGUUCUGGCUCCCCUCCGAGACCCGCAGCGCCGCCUUUACCGCGCUCGUCCUGGCCAUCAUGGGCAUCUCGAGCUGCCUGUCGGCCCAGAUGCCGCACAAGUUCGAAAAGAUGGUGUCGCACUCGCACGCGAACGCCAUCAAAUGGGUCGAGGCCGUCGACGCGUGGCAGGAGCGCCAGAGCCAGAAGCACCGCCGGCUGAUCCACUACCAGAUCGCCUGCCUCGUCUACCUGGCCAAGCGGGUCAACACGAUGAAGAAGAAGCGCUUCUGGAAGAACGCGGGGGCCAUGACGCAGGACGCCAUCUCGGUAGGCCUGCACCGCGAGCCCAGCCACAUGUGCGACAAGAUCUCGCCCUUCAACCAGGAGAUGCGGCGGCGGAUCUGGGCCACCAUCCAGAGCUACGACCUGCAGGCCUCGUUCGACCACGGCCUGCCGUCCAUCCUCUGCUCACUCCACUAUGACGUUAACCCGCCACGCAACAUCGAUGACGACGAGUUCGACGAGGACACCAAGGAACUGCCGCCCUCGCGCCCCCCGAACGAGUACACCUUCUCGUCCUACCAGCACAUCAGCCGUCAGAGCCUGCCGCUCCGGCUCGAGCUCAGCCGGGUUCUCACGGGCCCCCCGGAGGAGCUCGACUAUGACCGGGUGAUCCGCUACACCAACGAGAUCAACCAGGAGAUCGACUCGCUCCCGUCCUGGGACGUGAGCGAGGCGUCAUCCCAGGACCCGGUCGUAAAGAAGCCGCUCCUCGCCUACACACUACUGCACAUCCAGCUCCGCCAGUACAUCAUCCCGCUGCACCAGCCCUUCCUCCGGCUGCGCAAGACCAACUCCAAGUACCAGUACUCGGAGAUUAUCUACUACAACGCGGCGCGCGACAUGGUGCUGCUCAAUGACCGGCUCGCGCAGCAGGGGAUCCGCACGCUCAACUUCCUGCGCGAGGACAGCCUGACGCUGGCCAUCAACCUGGCCAGCGUCACCAUGCUGCAGCCGCGCGGCAGCACCAACAUGAUCAUGAUCAACUCGCAGCACACGCUGCAGCUGCUGGAGCGCUGCUUGGCCAUGAAGGAGGACCGCAUCCUGCGGUGCGGCAACAACGAGCCGUGGGGGUACAGCAUGAUGUGCGCCACCUUUGGCCUGCUCGAGGCCCACCUGGGCGUCAAGACGCCCGAGGCGGCCAAGGCGGCCAGCGCCGAGCGCUUUGUGCACCUGCACUGGAAACUGCUGGCCGGGCAGGAUCCGCCGCCGGGGAGUCAGCAGAGCGCUUCCGGGGGUGCUGCUGGUGCCUCGGGUGGAUGUUGCGGAGCGGGAGGAGGAGGAGGAGGAGGAGGCAGUGGUGCCAACACUGGCGCUGGUGCUGGUGCUGCUGCUGCUGCUGGCGGUCAAACCGGGGCAGCGGCGGGUGAACAGGGCAGGGCGGUGGCGGGGACGCCAUUUUCUAGCACGGGGAUGGGAACAUAUCCUGCCGGGCCAGGUCCGUCGCCGGCGGACGCGUUUGUGAGGUCGAAGUCGGUCACUCCGUUCGCGCCGUCGUCCUCCCAGCAAGGGGCUGGGCAGCAGCAGAUUGAGGUUCCCGGCACGCCGUGGUGGAUGCCCAAUACGGCAGACCAGUCUACCAUUCCGCAGGUGGGUUUCCCCAGUGCGCCUUUAUAUCGGCGUCGGCGGGCUCGAGCUGAUGUGCCCCAGAUGUUGCCCUUGAACCCGGACUUCAACUUCGAGACAUUGGGAUUUAACCUCAACGAGUUGUGGGGCAGCGGCAACUUUGAUUGGGACUCUAUGAUGCCGUGAGGCGUCUGUUCCGUGGCACCAGAUUCCAGGGGAGAGAGAGGAGAAGACGGAGAUUCAAGGCGGAUGGAUGGCGACAAAAAAAUGGUGUGGAUAUAUACCCGAGGAAAACAAUGAGUGUGAUACAGGAGAGAAAAGUCAAUAUACAAUUAUACCCGCCCUCGCUCGAAUUCAUUUAAAUAGUUGCGGCUCAGGAAUGAACUUUUUAAUCUCUGUUGCCGCGGCCGUUUGGGGCAGUGUAUUACUCGG